This is a messenger RNA of Nicotiana attenuata, 819 nucleotides long. RefSeq lists its product as uncharacterized. The transcript is spliced from 2 exons. The record is from RefSeq and is a predicted model, not a curated record. NCBI's taxonomy places the organism in Eukaryota, Viridiplantae, Streptophyta, Magnoliopsida, Solanales, Solanaceae. Bases 1 to 819 code for a protein of 272 amino acids.
AUGCACUGGUUGAAUGCAGGGGACAAGAACACUAAAUUCUUUCACAACAUGAUAAAAGCCAGAAGGAAUUCCAACAGAAUCUUUACUAUAAGAGAUGGUAGAGAGAACACAAGAACUAUUGCACCUGACAUAGCGGAGGCAUUUGUGGAGUAUUACAAGAACCUGCUAGGCAGAAAAUGCACAAGCAGAAUAAGAGUAUGUAGUGCAACUGUAAAAGAAGGUCCUAUGGUUACAGCUGAACAAAGGAGAAUGCUGACAGCAGAAUUUAGUAUUCAGGAAAUGAAGGAAGCAUUAUGGGAUAUUGCAGGGGACAAAGCACCAGGAUGCCCAGGUUCGGGGUGUGACACAGGACCCGAUAGAUAUGGAAGUCAGUUCUUCAAAGACUGUUGGGACACUAUCAAAGAAAACUUAACAGCAGGGGUGAUGGAGUUCUUCAGAGCAGGGAAACCACUGAAAGUUUGGAACACUACGGUUCUUACAUUGGUCCCAAAGUCAGACCAUGCAAAUACAGUAGGUGACUACAGGUCAAUUGCAUGCUGCAAUACUAUAUAUAAAAAAGUGUCCAAAAUGCUCUCUAACCGGUUGAAGCUAGUCUUACCAGAUAUUAUCUCACCCAACCAAAGUGCAUAUGUAGCUGGAAGAAACAUAGUACAAAACAUUCUCAUAUGCCAAGACUUGGUGAGGCUCUACAACAGGAAGCAAACAACUAGUAGUUGCCUGAUUAAAAUAGACUUGAAGAAGGCAUAUGAUACAGUGGAAUGGGAGUUUGUAGAGGAGAUGCUACAUGCCAUGGAGUUUCCUCAGAAAUACAUCAAAUAG